Molecule: messenger RNA, 474 nt
Organism: Rotaria sp. Silwood1
Lineage: Eukaryota; Metazoa; Rotifera; Eurotatoria; Philodinida; Philodinidae
Source: the annotation of a GenBank genome assembly
AUGGUAACACAACGAUAUGAAUUUCAAGUUGAAGAAAUUCUUCGUCGAAACCGCGCUUUUCAAAUUGUUGAAGCUAAAUAUCAAUAUCAAGAGUGUAACUCUAACGAUGAAGAACGUAUUUAUGGUGUGAAGGUGUCACGACAAACUUAUGAAAAAUUAGCAGCUACAAUCUCAAAACCAACCUUACCAUUUGAAAAAUUUGUCAAAAUAUUAAGACCACUGAUGAUGGGUGUAUAUGCAACUACUGAUAUACCUGGGGCAUUUUAUCUCUUAGACAGUGAUAAUACAGGUACAAUUGAUAUCAAUGACAUCGCUGCUUUUAUGCCAAUUAUUGUGACGGGUGCAAGUCCACACAUGCUCCUUGAUAUUAUUCAAAAAGUUGAUCAAAAUCGUGAUUAUAAGUUGAAUUUAGCUGAAUUUACUAAUCUCAUCAAAAAAGGCAUUGGACGAGAAAUUGCCAUGCGGUGCAUGUAA